CUGACCAACCAGCUGCUGACCAACCAGCUGCUGACCAACCAUCCUGCUGACCAACCAUCCUGCUGACCAACCAGCUGCUGACCAACCAGCUGCUGACCAACCAGCUGCUGACCCUCUUCAGUGUCCAGCUUCAGUCAUGGCGUCUCCUGGCCUGCUGCUCCUCCUGCUGGUGUCGUCCUCCCUCCUGCUCUCCAGUGUCUCUGCAGAUAUAGAGAACAUGAUUCGAUCUACAGGCCAAAUGGCUCGCAAAACCAUUUCCAUGUUCAAUGACCUUGGUGUGCCUUUGCUGAUGCUGAUACCAGUUGAUGGGAAGCUGAUAAGUCUUUGUACCAAGUUAGGACUCGGGCUCUUACUGAAAUUGACUGAGAAAGAUGAUAAAUCAGUAGCAGAUCUUCUCAAGUCUGAAUUUAAAAGUCUUAAUUCUAAGAUUGAUGAAUAUCAUGCAGAGCAGAAAUGGCAGAUCUGGGCAGCUGCUGCCUUCCACAAUCCAGAGAUGGAAAUAAAAGUAGCCUGGGACCAGUUUGAAAUACUUAUCAGCAGUUUACCUGGUAAAGAAGAGGCCGAGGUAAAGAAGCUUAAAGAUGAAUUUCUUGAGAAUUACAUAAAAGCUGGCACAGAUGAACUGCACAAGUACCUGACGACUACAGGAAUAACCCUCAUAAACAACCUUGGAAAGGGGCUAGUUGAAGAGCUUAAAUGUCAUGAAAAAGAUAUUCUAGGAUAUACUGUGUUGAUUAAUUCACUUAUCUACAAGGGCAAUCUGAUGAACCAUUUCAGCUACCAACACAAGCAAACUCAGACUCAGCAAAAGAUCGAUCACUCAGCUGAAAUUGCAUACGAGAGUUCAUCAGUGAUGUUCGAACUUUACAAGUCCUGCGUAUUCAACAGUUAUAAGUAUAUUGAAAAAGAGGUGAAAGACCUCAUUAAUGACCAAAAACGUCGAAAACUGGCACAUGAAGUCAGGUCGUUCUUGGCAGAGACGUAUGACAGGUAUGACUGGAUGGUUGUUGCAUAUAAAACAAAGAACUCUGACCACACUGAACUAAGAUCACUGAACAAACACACCUUAACAGGAUUUCAUGAAGCAGUAACAUCAGGGGCUGUGAGUGUGUCCUUCGUCAGACAGGUGAAGGGGAAUCACACAAUGGCAGAUAAAGUUGGACGAGCCAUACAAAGAUGCCUCACUACGACGUAUGACUGUCAUAAGGUAGCAGAGAAACUCAAGGAAUGUAAAGAAAAAGUGGACGGAAUUGAAUUGUCCAAGACUUACACGGCAGUGCACGCCUUCAUAGACAAAGCCCACCAAAGCUACGAGGCUGUCACAGUACCAGAGCAACUGAUCAGCCCGUACGACACAACAGUUCCUUAUCUUUAUCAAGGAGUGUGUAAAAAAUAUAAAGUCAGCCCACUGAUAAACUUCGGUGGCACAUUUGUAGUUUUGAUUAAAAGUGAUGAAGAGAUAAAGAUACAAGAUCCCUGCAAAGACAUGAAAUGUAGUGGUGACAAUAGAGAAGGCGAUAGAGGCAAAUGUGUUCCCAUCCCAGAAACCUUCAGAGCGAUGUGUGAGUGCCAUCGUCCGUACUACGGCGAACACUGUGAGCUCAGCAUAGACGACUACAAGAAGGAGUUACAGAAAGAGCUGGAGGACCGGUCAGGAAGUGCCACAGGGUAACAGCAGGAUUAUAACUGCUGCGUCAUAGUCGGCCUGCAGGAGUCUGCCGGGGUCGACUAAUUUCAUGAAAUGAGUUUCUUGUCUUUAACAGACAUCUUACUGAAGCUGAUGUAACACAGGCAGUUUAAUCCACACACAAAUAUCAGCGUAAAUACUGACAACCAGGCUAGUUGUUUCUAUCUGCCUCCAGUUUUUGUAUGAAGCUAAACCAGCUGCUGGCAUUAGCCUCAUAGUAACUUAGCUCACAUGACAGCAGUCACAAUCUUCCAGGUCCAGGAUGUGUUUAGCCUAGCUUAGCAUAAAGACUGGAAGCUGAGGGAAACUGCUAGCCUGCAUCUUUUUGCCAACAUGAAGAUAUAAGUUGCUGCUGCUGAUCCAAACAGUCUGAACCAGUAAAACCCAGUGAAACUAAAGUGUUCUGUAAACUCAACAAGAACUUUAAAGUGAUGAAACAGACAAACUGUAACUCAACUGAACUACUCUAACAAACAAGAGUUCAUUUCAUGAAAUGACGACUUUUCUGAUAAUUAGCCUGGUGUUGGUGUUUCCAACUUCACAGUAUCAACCAGGCUUAAGUGAUGUCAUCAUGACAUCAUGACAUCAUGAGCUGUAACACAAAUUGCAAAGUAAAGAGAGGCUUCAGACAGACGGGAGGGUCACAUUCAACACUUCAUGCUCGUCUGAUGAAUCUCAGCCACACGAACAGAAACAACAUCUGUGCGUUGUGAUAUCUGUAGAGACGCACCGACU
This is a messenger RNA of Acanthopagrus latus (yellowfin seabream), 2422 nucleotides long. RefSeq lists its product as uncharacterized. The record is from RefSeq and is a predicted model, not a curated record. The transcript has 2 exons. Lineage: Eukaryota; Metazoa; Chordata; Actinopteri; Spariformes; Sparidae. The coding region runs from base 137 to 1672 and encodes 511 amino acids.